This is a messenger RNA of Arxiozyma heterogenica, 1233 nucleotides long. RefSeq names its product phosphoprotein phosphatase 2A catalytic subunit PPH21 (gene PPH21). The record is from RefSeq and is a predicted model, not a curated record. NCBI's taxonomy places the organism in Eukaryota, Fungi, Ascomycota, Saccharomycetes, Saccharomycetales, Saccharomycetaceae. The transcript has a single exon. Gene Ontology annotation, biological process: G1/S transition of mitotic cell cycle; mitotic cell cycle. Gene Ontology annotation, molecular function: protein serine/threonine phosphatase activity. The coding region runs from base 1 to 1233 and encodes 410 amino acids. Gene Ontology annotation, cellular component: cytosol; nucleus.
AUGGACAUGGAUAUGGAUAUGGAUAUGGAUGUACCUAUGCAUGAUGCUAUGUCAGAGCAAUUGAUUCCUACAAUUAAUGAAGAUUCAAAUAAUUCUGAUAAUGAAAAUAAUGACAACACUAAUAAUACGAUAAAUUCUAACGGAAAUAAUAAUGAUAAUAAUAAUAAUAAUAAUAAUAAUAAUAAUAAUAAUAAUAUUACUAAUAAUGGUGGCAAUGGCGGUGACAAUGAGAAUGAUUACCAAGAGAUAGAUUUUAAACCUGGUUCCUCUGGUAUAGCAGACAAUAAAUCAAAUAAACCUUUAGAACUAAACCCUUCAAAUAUAAACCAAUUAGAUGCCUGGAUUGAAAAAUUAUCCAAAUGUGAGAUCUUAUCUGAAGAUGACGUAUCAAGACUUUGUAGAAUGGCUGUAGACGUGUUACAAUUUGAGGAUAAUGUCCAACCCGUUAAUGUCCCUGUUACUAUUUGUGGUGACAUACAUGGUCAAUUCCAUGAUUUAAUGGAGCUAUUUAAGAUUGGUGGUCCUUGUCCUGACACAAAUUACUUAUUUAUGGGUGACUAUGUCGAUAGAGGUUAUUACUCGGUGGAAACUGUCUCCUUUUUGGUGGCUAUGAAAGUUAGAUAUCCUCAUAGAAUCACUAUACUGAGGGGUAAUCAUGAAUCAAGACAAAUCACACAGGUUUAUGGGUUUUAUGAUGAAUGUUUGAGAAAGUAUGGGAGUGCAAAUGUUUGGAAAAUGUUUACAGAUCUGUUCGAUUAUUUCCCAAUCACUGCAUUGGUAGACAAUAAGAUUUUCUGUCUACAUGGUGGGUUAUCUCCAAUGAUAGAAACAAUUGAUCAGGUUAGAGAAUUAAAUAGGAUACAAGAAGUUCCUCAUGAGGGUCCCAUGUGCGAUUUAUUAUGGUCCGAUCCCGAUGAUAGAGGUGGAUGGGGUAUUUCUCCAAGAGGUGCAGGCUUCACAUUUGGUCAAGAUAUCAGUGAACAAUUUAACCAUACAAAUGAUUUGUCCUUGGUUGCUAGAGCACAUCAAUUAGUCAUGGAGGGAUAUGCAUGGUCACAUCAGCAAAAUGUCGUCACUAUUUUUAGUGCUCCCAAUUAUUGUUAUAGAUGUGGGAAUCAAGCUGCUAUAAUGGAAGUUGAUGAAAAUAAUAAUAGACAGUUCUUACAAUACGAUCCAUCUGUUAGACCUGGUGAACCAACCGUAAGUAGGAAAACACCAGACUACUUUUUAUGA